AUGUCUAGCAACAACUAUUCCAUUCAUUCCAUCAUCGCGGCGUACGGCCUCGGUAUCGCCCCGCACGGAUACUACAUCGUAAAGAUGAUGGCCAACGCCAAAGGGCAGUCGAGCAAUAUUCUGCCUCGCGAAAAUUUGACCAAUCUGAAGGGUCGCAUUCCCGGUCAAGUCUGGGACAGACUUGCUCGCGCUCGUGGCGCCCACCUCAAUGCCAUGGAGGGAAUUCCCAUGUUCGCUGCUGCGAUGCUGGCCGGCAAUCUGGCAAAGCUUCCGGCGAAAGACUUGAAUUGGUUGGCUUUUGACUAUCUGAGCGCUCGCGUGCUAUACACCAUGGCCUAUAUGGGCGUCAAGUCAGAAGCUUCAAGCUACCUACGGACUGGUCUUUGGGCAUGGAGCAUCUCAGUUCCUAUUUGGGUACUUCUCAAGUCUGCGAGCGCUAUUCAGGGACAGGAGUAA
Molecule: messenger RNA, 456 nt
Organism: Penicillium cataractarum
Lineage: Eukaryota; Fungi; Ascomycota; Eurotiomycetes; Eurotiales; Aspergillaceae
Product: MAPEG family protein
Exons: 3
Coding region: 1-456 (151 amino acids)
Cellular component (GO): membrane
Source: RefSeq, a predicted model, not a curated record